AUGCAGAAUAUUCCUGUUGAUAAUACAAAUUUCAGUGAAAAUUCCUCAUUAAAAUGCAAAUCAUCUAAAGAAAUUGGAAUUUUAAAGGAACAUUUAGCAGGAGUUAGGAAAACUGCUUUAGAAUUAGAGUCAACGAUUCAAUUGAAAGAUUCUCAUGUGGAUAAAGUACGACGAGAUAAUGAGAGAUUAUUACAAGAAUUGAAAAAGCAGCAAAGAACGAACAAAAGUAUAAAACAACAACUGGAUGAUGAGAGAUAUUUUUAUCAAAAAGAAAAAGAUCAUUAUCAACGGGAAUUGGAAAAUUACAGGAAAAAAUACUCGGGAAGUAUUUCAAAAUUUCAUUAUGAUGAAUGUGAGAAAAUGAAAAUUCAUUUUGAAAAUGAAAAUUCUAAUUUAAAAAAUAAAUUAAACGAUAAAAGUCAAGUAAUCUAUAAUCUUUGUGUAAAAUUUUUACGUAUGAAAAUAAUUAAAGAAAAAGUUGAAAAAAAAUUAGAUCGUCUCACUAAUGAGCAUUUUCAAUUAAUGUCAGAGAUGAUGGAAAAAUUGGAUGAAGCACAAGAGGAACUCAAGUUAAUUUUUUGUGAUGAAUUUCUUGAAAAAUUGCCAAUUGAUAAAUUAAAAUAUCUUCAGAUUGUAAAAAGAAACAGUCGUCUAAUCCAUGAGAAUACAUUAUUGAAGUUACAAAUUCAGCAUCUUUUGCAGACAAUCGAUAAAUUUAGGAAUGAGUCAGAAAAUUCAAAAACAGAAAAAAUUGAUCCUAAAACAGUUGAUAAAUUACUAGAACGUGAGAGAAAAACACAUUACGUUUGUUUCAGACCGUUUAGGGAGAAAAUCGAGACUCAACUUUAUUCUAAUAUGGAAACUUGCCGGCGUGUUGUCGAUCAAUCGGGUGACGCUAACUUGGUAACGAAACUUGAUGAAAAACAUUGUAAUCAACUUUUGGAAAUGGAAAAAGAAUUUUCAAAGUCUAAUCAUGAUUCUCGGCAUUUCAUUGGUUCAGAAAUUCAAUUCACUCAAAGUUCACCGGCAAUCGUUCAAUCUUCAAUAUUUCAGCAAAAUAUUUUAUUUUGA
Molecule: messenger RNA, 1071 nt
Organism: Leptopilina heterotoma
Lineage: Eukaryota; Metazoa; Arthropoda; Insecta; Hymenoptera; Figitidae
Exons: 5
Coding region: 1-1071 (356 amino acids)
Source: RefSeq, a predicted model, not a curated record